CCUCAAUGGUUGAAAUUGUCAGAAACCACAAACCCUUCUUUUUCUCAACUCCAAUCACUUUUGCCACCCAAUUUUAUCUCAAUUCAUUUUGCAUACACACAAAGAGAGAAAGAGAGAAGAAGAAAGUUUGUUCCGUUACAGCCUCACAAUUGCAACAAAGUUUCGUAUAAAAGAAGACAUCAAUUUCGCUGGUCCUCCUUUGUCUGAGGUAACCAAAGCAAAAAUCAUUGUCAAUUUCUUCUGUUUUUGUUUUUGUGGGUUUCCUUCUUUAAUUGCUUCCUCAGCGAUCGCUUGAUCUGAUUCAUUUAGGAUCUUGGAGACGAGGAAACAACAAACACACACAAAAAAACCCAAAAAAGAAAGAAAGAGAAAGCAAAAAAAAAUGUCUUUCACAGGAACAACCGACAAAUGCAAUGUUUGCGAUAAGACAGUCUAUGUGAUGGACAUGUUGUCCAUUGAAGGAAUGCCCUACCACAAGUCUUGCUUCAAAUGCACCCAUUGCAAAGGCACCCUUGUGAUGAGCAACUAUUCAUCCAUGGAUGGAGUGUUGUACUGCAAGACUCAUUUUGAGCAACUCUUCAAGGAAUCUGGCAAUUUCAGCAAAAAUUUCCAACCAGGAAAAACUGAGAAGCCGGAGCAGAAUAAAACUCCAAGCAAGAUAUCUUCAAUCUUCUGUGGAACACAAGACAAGUGUGCUGCUUGUGACAAAACUGUCUACCCUCUUGAAAAGGUGCAAAUGGAAGGAGAAUGCUUCCACAAGACAUGUUUCAAGUGCGCUCACGGUGGCUGCAUGCUGACUCACUCCUCGUACGCUUCCCUAGACGGCGUUCUCUAUUGCCGGCAUCACUUUAACCAACUCUUCCUGGAGAAAGGAAACUACGCUCACGUCCUCCAAUCCGCCAACCACCGUCGCACGGCCUCAGGUAACACUCUUCCUCCGGAGACCACUGAAGAAGUCGCCGUCGAAGCCAAGGAAGAGAACGGCGAUUCACAGUCUUGAAAACAAAAAUAUAUAUUCCAGUGAGUUUGUGAGUGAUUUGAAUUUAAUGUACUGCGACAAAAGAUUUGAUUUCAUUUGUAUUUGAGUUGUUUCCAUAUGAUCGAGACAUUAUUUAAUAUUUUUGUUUUCGUUAUUUAUAUACAUAAUUUUACA
Brassica napus (rape) is the source of this 1153-nucleotide messenger RNA. Its product is annotated as LIM domain-containing protein PLIM2b-like. Gene Ontology annotation, molecular function: actin filament binding. Gene Ontology annotation, cellular component: plasma membrane; actin cytoskeleton. The coding region runs from base 383 to 1000 and encodes 205 amino acids. The transcript is spliced from 5 exons. The record is from RefSeq and is a predicted model, not a curated record. Gene Ontology annotation, biological process: actin filament bundle assembly. NCBI's taxonomy places the organism in Eukaryota, Viridiplantae, Streptophyta, Magnoliopsida, Brassicales, Brassicaceae.